Molecule: messenger RNA, 3150 nt
Organism: Bursaphelenchus okinawaensis
Lineage: Eukaryota; Metazoa; Nematoda; Chromadorea; Rhabditida; Aphelenchoididae
Source: the annotation of a GenBank genome assembly
AUGUUCCAGAACCUUCCCCCACAGUAUCAACAGUACGCUCAAACAUACCAACAGUAUCGUCAUCUACUACCAGAAGCUCAAAGACGCCAAUACGAAGCUUACUUUCAACAAUUAAGCAACCAGAAUGGAGGCUACAGUCCUAAUGGUGGAUAUAGUCAGAAUUCAGCUUAUGGUCAAAACUCUGGCUACAACAGCUACAAUCACGAUGGCGGUUACAGUAGUCAGAGUACUGGCUAUGCACAACCUCCAAUACAGCCUAUUGUCCAGCAGGCUGUACCUCGACUGAUAGGUUAUCCUUCAGCUCCAGGUGUGUUUACUCCAGCUACAAUCAAUGCUAUGCCAAGUACUGAUUACGGUAGACAAGGACAAUACAGUACUGGGCGAGGCUAUUAUCCAUCAGGACAAAACAGUCAAACUAGUUAUAAUCAAGGCAGCUACUCAAGUCAAAGUGGCCAAAAUAGAUAUCAACAAGGAUAUUACGAUCUACAGAAUUCGAGAAACAGCUACAAUACACCUUACAGUAACCAUCAUACACAAGUCUUGACUGAAGAAGAAUAUAAGAAUCAGCGCGACAGAGGGUCAUCCGACUCCCAUGACCAACAUGAUGAACAUAUUACACAUGUCCCUAUCCAAACCAGUCCUCAAAGCUUUUCUUACCAACCUUACCAGUCUGGUACUCCUUAUAGUAGUCAAAGUGGCUAUGUUACAGGACCAAACGCGUUAGCUACCCAGUCGAGGCAGUCCAACUUACAGUAUCCGAGUCAACAGUACCCGUAUUCUUACAGUGGCUCAAACUCCCGUGGUUACAGUAAUCCAAAUACCUAUCAAUCAUAUCAAAGCCAUCAGCCAUCGUAUCAGUACAACAAAGAUUGUUAUCCAGCCUAUGGCCAGUCCAGUUCAAACUAUUACUACCCUCAAAGAGGGUCUUUUGGUCCAGCUCCACAAGUUGUUGGUCCUACACAAGGUUACAGUAGUCAACCGUAUGUUCAAGAUCCAAGACUUCAGAAUACGACUCCAAGGUUUGGAGUUUUUGUGAAUUCUGGAGGUCCUGAAGAUUCUACCAUUCUGUCAAGGCCAAAUAACAAGAACAUGGGUAAUGAGGAUGAUGACUUUGAUCACUUAAAGUAAGUUUAAAAAGAUUACAUUUAGUAUAAAAAUAUUUUCAGAAAAAUUCGAAUAGGUGAGUCGUCAACGGAGACACUUGUUAACACGACUACCACAACCAAAUCACCGCCUAAAAAGAACAAUGGUACGACUACGACAACAACUACUUCAAAGCCAAAAACAGGCAGUACAACAAGCAUAGGCAGUACAACAAGUUCUGCAAUCAAAUCAACCACAAAUAAAGAAGAAGGUGCAGCAGAGAACAAAGAACAAGAUGAUGAAUUGGUUGAAGCUACAUCCACUGCAGACAUACCGUAAGAUUUUUUACUUUUUACUGUGAAAAGCCGUACUAUUCGGUCGUUCAAAUAAUUCUGUGCCCUCUCGCCCUCAAAACUAAGUUGGAAAAGGGGCACAAAAUUAUUUGAACAACCUAAUAUACUACUAUAUCCGAGGUAUAUCAUAAUAACUGCACUGUAAAAAAGAACACUGUAUAUUCAUAUAUAGAUAAAUAAAGAUAUAUGCUCUUAAAAUUUUUAAACUCUAGGCUCAGCUCCUCCGAACUCAAAAAAGGCCAAUGGAAUCCGGCUGACCUGAACGCCGAAUCUGAUAAACACUUCCCCGUACCCAAAAACCUACGAGACUUGCGACAAGGUAAUGUGAAUUCACGGUGGAAACGUUCUCUGCACCUCACAAUAAACACAGAAGCACCAAAAAAGAGUACAAAUAGUCCCAAUUACAAUGGUGACACUAAUAACUUGUAUCGUAUGAUCACUAAUAGUCCAAACAAGUUUACUGUAAAUCCCAAAAUCAAUGUCAUAACACCUGAUCGUAUGAGUAACGUAUUAACAGCCAAUCGUAUGUCUAAUCCUUUUACCACUAAUCGAAAAUAUAAUAUGUUUACACCUAAUAGUAACAUGUUCACUACACGUUCACCCAAUUAUAUGUACUCACAACGAUUCACUUACCCAAUACAGUCUAACUACAUACCAUCGUCAUCACGUACCCAAUUGUCAUCUAACAUACCAUCACUAUCUAAUAUACUAUCACCAUCAUACCAAUCAUCAUCAGCACCAUAUCUAUCAUCAUAUCAACGCCAAAAUUACGGUCCUUAUCACCCGUUAUUUGGAAAUAACUAUAAUAACUACCAACAGAUACCAGAAUCUCCGAGUUCAAGCCAGAAUCCAGGUAGGUUAAUAAAGAAUGCCAAUUGUUAUGUUCAGCACAGAUCCACAACUCGUCAACACCAUAUCACUAAUAGUAAUGCAAGCGCUACAAUCACUGCUUAGCAAUGGAUACGGUAGCCCAUACAGUAUGCCAUUUCAGCCAGCUGCUGGGUUUGGACUAAACAUUGGGCCGCAAUGGGGUAAUAAUGCUCAGAUAUUAUGGUUUAAUUGAAAAAGUACCAAAAUAGAGUUAAAGCUGAGAAUUAUAGAGAUAUUUUAGGCUACGAGGUGAACGCUGGAGUAUACGCCGGUGUUAAUGGCAAUCAAGGGUCCUAUGGUGCCAUCCCAAAUGGUGUAAUAUCUUCAGUACCUAACAAUCAAAUACCUAGAAAUCAAGGAUCUUCUCCUUUAAGCCAACGACCUUAUGGACCCACUAACACGAACGUCGGAGGAUCAUACGGCGGACUUUCUCCAUGGCCCUUCUUGCCACCAUCUGCUGUCAACUCACAGUAAGUAUUUAUACAUCACAGUAAGUAUUUAUAGACCACAGUAAAUAUUAACAUAUAUAAUAUUUCCAAAAAUUAAUUUACUGAUUGAGCAACAAAGAUAACUACGAAACAACCUUUUUAAUCUACUUCUCCUCCCUCAAUAAGCGUUAUUUACCGUCCAAACCCUGUUUGCUGCCCGGAAAAUAUAUUCAAUAAUUAAAUUAUACUAUUUUAACUUUAGAUCACAAAAUUCAACAAACCCAACAAUGCGAAACGAUCAUAAAGGCUCCGUGAAGCCGGUUUCAAUCAAAUCACUUGUAAAUAAACCAGAAGAGAUCGUCAAAGAUGACGAAGAAGUACUAAUAUCCAAACCCGAUGAACAUUACUUACAAUAA